AUGAAGGGCCUCAUCGCCGCUCACGACCAGUUCAAGUCCACCCUCCCUGACGCCGACAAGGAGCGGGAGGCCAUCUUGGGCAUCCAACGGGAGGCCCAACGCAUCGCCGACGUCAACGGCAUCAAACUGGCGGGGAACAACCCCUACACCUCCGUCACCCCCAACAUCAUCAACUCCAAGUGGGAACGGGUCCAGCAGCUGGUGCCCAAGAGGGACCACGCUCUCCUGGACGAGCAGAGCAAACAACAGUCCAACGAGCGGCUCCGGAGACAAUUCGCCGGCCAAGCCAACAUGGUGGGACCUUGGAUCCAGACCAAGAUGGAGGAGAUCGGACGUAUCUCCAUCGAGAUGAACGGGACCUUGGAGGACCAGUUGGACCAUCUCAAGCAGUACGAGCAGAGCAUCGUGGACUACAAACCCAACUUGGACCUUCUGGAGCAGCAGCACCAGCUCAUCCAGGAGGCCCUCAUCUUCGACAACAAACACACCAACUACACCAUGGAGCACCUGCGGGUGGGGUGGGAGCAGCUCCUCACCACCAUCGCCCGCACCAUCAACGAGGUGGAGAACCAGAUCUUGACGCGCGACGCCAAAGGCAUCAGCCAAGAGCAGAUGCAGGAGUUUCGGGCCUCCUUCAACCACUUCGACAAGGACCACGGGGGGGCGCUGGGCCCCGAGGAGUUCAAGGCCUGUCUCAUCAGCCUGGGCUACGACGUGGAGAACGACCGGCAGAAGCGCGGGGGCGGCGCCGACUCCGAGGAAUUCCGGGCUCUGCUUCUCUCCGCGGGAUCGGGGCUGGGGGAGGCGGAAUUCCAUCGGAUCAUGAGCCUGGUGGAUCCCAACGGCAGCGGCAGCGUCACCUUCCAGGCCUUCAUCGACUUCAUGUCGCGCGAAACCACCGACACCGACACGGCCGAGCAGGUCAUCGCCUCCUUCCGCGUCCUGGCCGGGGACAAGACAGUGAAUUUUGGGUCCAGAAAGUGGAUUUUUGGUCCAGAAAGUGGAUUUGGGGGCAAGAAGUGA
This is a messenger RNA of Calidris pugnax (ruff), 1023 nucleotides long. Its product is annotated as alpha-actinin-4-like. Gene Ontology annotation, cellular component: cortical actin cytoskeleton; Z disc; plasma membrane. The transcript is spliced from 9 exons. Gene Ontology annotation, molecular function: calcium ion binding; actin filament binding. The record is from RefSeq and is a predicted model, not a curated record. NCBI's taxonomy places the organism in Eukaryota, Metazoa, Chordata, Aves, Charadriiformes, Scolopacidae. Bases 1 to 1023 code for a protein of 340 amino acids. Gene Ontology annotation, biological process: actin cytoskeleton organization; muscle cell development.